Trichoderma citrinoviride is the source of this 1728-nucleotide messenger RNA. Its product is annotated as acyl-CoA synthetase-like protein. Lineage: Eukaryota; Fungi; Ascomycota; Sordariomycetes; Hypocreales; Hypocreaceae. Gene Ontology annotation, molecular function: medium-chain fatty acid-CoA ligase activity. Bases 1 to 1728 code for a protein of 575 amino acids. The record is from RefSeq and is a predicted model, not a curated record. The transcript has 5 exons. Gene Ontology annotation, biological process: fatty acid metabolic process.
AUGGAGCCGACGCUGGUCAAAGACGUCCCCAUUGCGAAAGAAAAGUUUCCGAACGAUGCCAUAUUCACCAGACUCCGUCAAAUGUCCCUCGAGAAGCCUGACUUGUGGUUCCAUGACGACUAUGGUAUCGAUGCCGGUUAUGAUGACUUGAUCCGCGAUGUGAUACACCUGCGUCACAUACUGAGAGAGCAGCUUCCAGCGUCUUCCUUCAACGCAAAUGGAUCACUGAAGAAGGAUGCUAGAUGCAUCGGGUUUCUUGCGUACAGUGGAUACUACUUCAUUGUGAGCUUCUUUGCGAUUGCUGCUCUGGGAGGCAUUUGCGUACCGCUCUCUACCGAUGUCAACGCUGAAGAAGCAAGUUACUUCCUGAAGAAGACGAAAGUCACGUACCUUCUCACAGAGGCAACCAUUUUUGACAAGGCCAUAACGUUCAGAGACCAUCUACACACUCAGCCAGGUCAAGGAUUGAGCCUGAUUGAGCUGUCAAGAGCACCGGCUGCGCUGAACACAAGCCCAGUUGAGUGGGAAAUCGACGACAUAUUGACCUUCUCUCCAGAUGAUGGAUGCCUUAUCCUAUUCACUUCCGGCACCACUGGGCUGCCGAAAGGCGUUCUUCUACCGAGGCGGAUGUUCCACUUUGCCGACGCUCCUCCAUCUCACGAGGUUGUCUAUCUUGCAUCAUGUCCCGUCCAUUGGGUCGGGGGUACGGGCCUCAUCGACAGCGUGCUCGUUGGCGAGAAUCUGCACAUGAUGAAGAACGGAUCCGAACCAAGGGACUUUUGGGAAAUCUUGCGUGGCGGGAGAAUCACGGACAUGAGUGUGUCGCCGACGCUUUUGAGGAGGUUGGUGGAGCAUUACGACGACGAGAUUCAUGGCCUUCCUGAGGAAGAGUGCGACGCCUAUGUCAAUGGAUGCAAAAGCCUCAAGUUAGUGUUUACAAGCGGUUCUAUGCUCAAUCCUUGUCUCGCGCAACGGUUCAAUGACUUGACUGGUACGCAUGUCCGGAAUGGGUACGGCAUAACGGAGAUGGGCGGGGGAGUUAUGGCCACUCCAGAGGGUUCAUCCAUAUCUGAGGGGUACGUUGGGAAGCCUUUCCCGGGCGUUGCCGUGAAGCUUUCUGAGGGCGAUCAUGGAGAAGUGCUGGUCAAAACGCCCAACAUGUUCAUCGGGUAUUUCGACGAUGGGGAGGCAACGCGUGCUUGCUUUGACGACGACGGCUUCUACAAGACGGGGGAUCGGGCCCACCGCGUUGGUGAAGAUUAUUACUUUGACGGCCGGAACUCCUGUGACUGGAUUCGUUUUCACGAAUAUACGAUAUCUGUCCUGGAGCUCGAGCAACGUCUGAUGAAUCUUCCAUAUAUAAGCGAAGCUCACGUUCUCCCCGUGCGAGACCGCGAGGCCGGCGGACUGGUCGCUGCGCUUGUUCGGCUAUGCAAGCAAGACGACGAUGACCAACAGCAUAACAUCGACCUUCGAAUUAUCCGUGAUGACCUCGCUCGUGCUGGGAUGGUUUCGUAUAAGCUGCCGACGAUACUGCGAUUGCUCGAAGAGGAAGAGGAAGUGCCUUACACUGCCUCUGGAAAAGUGCAGAAGAAGGAAGCUCUGUGGCGGUACUUUGGUGUUGCCGAUUGUAUGCCAGAUGAGUACGCGCACGAAGGGGUGGAAUACUGGGGGAAUAAGCUUGAUCUGGAUGCUUCGUCCCGUCUAUUUGACUGGGGUGGUUUGUGA